UCCGAAAAAUUUCAAUUCUUGUCUCUCUCUCUUUCUCUCUCUCUCUCGCUUGCUUUUCAUCUCAUAAAGCUGUUAAGAGCCUAUUGAACAGUUUCAAUAAGCGUUUCACUAAUCUUCAUUAGGUGGGUUCAGAGUGUCAUUUAGAUAUGGGCAUGAAGAACCCACAAUCAAGCUUGCCGCCAGGUUUUAGGUUCCACCCAACAGAUGAGGAGCUCAUCCUCCAUUACCUAAAGAAAAAGAUUGCAUCCACACCCUUCCCUGUUUCCAUCAUUGCAGAUGUUGAUAUCUACAAGUUUGAUCCAUGGGACUUACCAGCUAUGGCUGCCUUUGGAGAGAAAGAAUGGUACUUUUUCAGUCCUAGAGAUCGUAAGUAUCCCAAUGGAGCUAGGCCUAACAGAGCAGCAGCUUCAGGGUAUUGGAAGGCAACUGGCACAGACAAGGUCAUAGUGGCAUCAUCAGCAAUACGUGCAGGUGCUGGUGUAGGAGUGCAAGAGAACAUUGGUGUUAAGAAGGCUCUUGUCUUCUACAGGGGAAGGCCUCCCAAGGGAAUCAAGACUAAUUGGAUUAUGCAUGAAUAUCGCCUAGCUGAUGCCCCUGCCCACAACGUCAAGCCAAUCAAGCCUAAAGAUUCAUCCUCCACUGCAAUGAGGCUUGAUGAUUGGGUUCUUUGCCGGAUCUACAAGAAAACCCAUGCUUCAACUCCAUCAGCAGCAGCAGCAGCAGCUAGUGAUCAUGAUCAAGAAGAAGAAGAAGAAGAACAGUUUGUUCAAGAAACCCUUUUACCAAGCUUAAAGAACCCACUAAGCAACAAAUCUCUCAUGCCCCAGAAAUCUUCUUCUUUCUCCAACCUGCUGGACGCCACGGACUACUCUAUACUGAGGAGUUUCUUAUCAGAUAACCAGUUCAAUCCAACUGGGUAUGAUUCAACCCCAUCAUUAGUACUCAAUGGUGCAAUACCUGACCAAACUUUCGUCAACAACUGCAACCCUAUUACCAAUAGCAGCAGUAGUAGCAGUUACUUCAUUCAAAAAUUACCUCAGUUGAGUACUCCAAUACCUAACAUGGAAAACAAGCUCAAGCGCCCACUUCCUAGCAUUGAUGAGGAUAUGCAUCCUCACCCAUCAAAGAAAUUCAUCAAUUCUUGCAGUUUCAGUAACAGCACCAGCCAAACUGAUGUUGCUUAUCAAUACAAUUUCCUAAAGCAGCCAUUGUUGAACCAGCAAUUACUUUUGAGCCCUCAUCUUCAGUUCCAAGGUUAAAAUUAACCAAUAAAAGGUUCUAAAAAAUUCCAGGACCCAAAAAAAAAAAAAAAGAUUAGGGAAAGCAAAAGAAGAACCCAUUUCUUGUGUAUACGAGGGAUGCAUGUAUGUGAUUUUUGUGCUGCAAGAUGACAAAAUUGAACUGCUUGGAUUUGGAUAUAUGGUAUUGAAAAGAAGAUACCAUUUUUAUAGUCAAAAGAUGUUGGAAAAAUUGAAAAAGACAAAAAAAAAAGGUUUGAUAUUUAUGGGAUUAUGUACAUGAUUUUUGCAGAGAAUAUGUGCAAUACACAAUAAUUCAAUUGGCAUAUCAAAUUUACAGUUUGCGGAA
Messenger RNA from Hevea brasiliensis (rubber tree), 1587 nucleotides. Its product is annotated as NAC transcription factor 47. Gene Ontology annotation, molecular function: DNA binding. Gene Ontology annotation, biological process: regulation of DNA-templated transcription. The transcript has 3 exons. The coding region runs from base 147 to 1259 and encodes 370 amino acids. The record is from RefSeq and is a predicted model, not a curated record. Lineage: Eukaryota; Viridiplantae; Streptophyta; Magnoliopsida; Malpighiales; Euphorbiaceae.